Molecule: messenger RNA, 2700 nt
Organism: Megalops cyprinoides (Indo-Pacific tarpon)
Lineage: Eukaryota; Metazoa; Chordata; Actinopteri; Elopiformes; Megalopidae
Gene: ccdc102a
Product: coiled-coil domain containing 102A
Exons: 10
Coding region: 269-1984 (571 amino acids)
Cellular component (GO): myosin complex
Source: RefSeq, a predicted model, not a curated record
AACUGCGCUUUUCCAAGAGGAAAUUCCUGCAAAAGGAAGGAAACUGCGAGACGGAAAGCAAAGAAGGGGAGCACAUCAAAGCCGAAAACGUCGAAAGAAUCAGUGAAUUUAGUAAAGAUACGCCGUCAGAAAGCAAUCAGUGUGGCGCGCGACCUCUGAGGUUCGCCCUGAAUCCAGCAGGAAGCCCCAGAGCGAAGCGGACCAUGGCUUUCUGAUAGGGGCCCACUUCCUGUUUCCUGUGUGCGCAGAAGGAAGCAUCGGCGCGGCCAUGAACCACACCCCCAGCCCCCACAUGACCGAGGCCGCCAAGGCGGGGGCGGGCCUUCUGUCCGGGCUGGGCCUGGGGCCCGACCGCAUGCGGUCGCCCGACAGCAUGACCAACACGCCCAGCCCGCCGGGCGGCACGCCCAACUCCAGCCCCCCGCUGCUGCUGUCGCCCGGCUGCGGGGGGGUGGGGGUGGGGCUGGGGGAGGGGGGGGACUGGGAGAGCCGGGAGGAGCUGCGUCUGAGGGAGCUGGAGGAGGCGCGGGCCCGGGCGGCGCAGAUGGAGAAGACCAUGCGCUGGUGGUCCGACUGCACCGCCAACUGGCGGGAGAAGUGGAGCAAGGUGCGGGCGGAGCGCAACAAGGCACGGGACGAGGUGCGGCAGCUACGGCAGCGCCUGGACGCCCUCACCAAGGAGCUGACGGGCGUGCGGCGCGAGAGGCAGGAGCUCGCGGGUGAGAACGAGCAGCUGCGGCAGGAGGCUCUGCGUCUCCACGCCGACCGGGCCGCGCCCGCCUCCCCGCCGCCACCUGCCUCGCCCGCCUCGCCCGCCGCCGACGCCAAGCCUCCCUGCGACACCGACACCCCCGGGGAGGGCCCUGGGUCCCCCGAGCAGGAGCCCGUGAGAGACGUGGGCACCGACAAGCCGGACCGGCACAAGGAGAUGGAGCUGCUGGAGUCGCUGCUCCGCGCGAAGGCGGAGGCGCCGGAGUCCUGGGACGCCCGCAGCGCCAGCAGCAUUCGCUCCGCCCUCAGCCGGCAGGACCGCAGCCGCCUGCUCUGGGACGACAUCACCAUCCUGGAGGAGGACACCAGCAAGGCCACCGCCCUCCAGCUCCGCCUCGACGAAUCACAGAAGGUCCUGCUCAAGGAGCGCGAGGACAAGCAUAUGCUCAGUAAGAACAUCGAGAAGCUGGAGAGCGAACUGAGCCAGUGGAAACUCAAGUACGAGGAGCUGAGCAAGACCAAGCAGGAGGCCCUCAAACAGCUGAACCUGCUGAAGGAGGUGCAUCAGGAUGAGCUGGGCCGCAUGUCUGAGGACCUGGAGGAUGAGCUGGGGGCGAGAAGCAGCAUGGACAAGAAGCUGGCCGAGCUGAGAGGAGAGAUGGAGCGUCUGCAGGCGGAGAAUGCUGCGGAGUGGGGUCGUAGGGAGCGCUUGGAGACGGAGAAGCUGGCCCUGGAGAGAGACAAUAAAAAGCUGCGCUCCCAGAUAGAGGACCUGGAGGAGCAGCUGGCGCGGAAACGCAGACAGGCAGCCAGCGCCCUGGAUACCGACCUCAAGACCAUCCAGAGUGAGCUGUUCGAGAGGAACAAGGAGCUGGCCGACCUGCGUCACGUUCACACUAAGGUGAAGAAGCAGUACCAGGAGAAGAUGGCGGAACUGGCGCACGCCAACCGCAGGGUGGAGCAGCACGAGUCGGAGGUGAAGAAGCUCAGGCUGAGGGUGGAGGAGCUGAAGAAGGAGCUGGGACAGGCGGAGGAUGAGCUGGAUGAGGCCCACAACCAGACCAGGAAGCUGCAGAGGUCUCUGGAUGAGCAGGUGGAGCAGUCAGAGAAUCUGCAGGUUCAGCUGGAACACCUGCAGUCCAGGCUCCGCAGGCAGCAGAACCCGGGCCUGUUUGGGAAGAUGAGGUCGUCCCGGUUCAGCCCGGACAACCCGGACGGGCCAGCAAGCGACCUGGACGAGGAGGAGGAGGAGCUGCAGAUCCAGAUCGCCUGAGGCUGCGUAACCGGACGGACGGACACACACAGACAGACAGACAGACAGACAAGCAUACUAUAGACUGAAUCGGACAGACUGAAACAGUAUGAAACACUACAUUCUGCUCACUGGGCAGGCCCGUUCCUUUCCCUCCUGUCUCCAGCAGAGGAGCGUGAUGCUCACCUGCACCUGCGGACUCAGCAAUGCAAACCGCCAACGCCACGAAACAAAAACCCGGGACACUCCUCCCCGAAGUCCCGCCCCUCCCUGCACCCUCACCUGGCUGAAGACCAGGUGCAAGGGAGGGGCGUCUGCGAACUGCAGGGGGGACCCUGCCCUGACACCCCUACCCCAAAAAGACUCAUAACGUUCUCACAAUGUCGUUGCAACGUAGUAGGAACCUGUUAAUGUAGCUCGUGUCAGAAACGUCGUGAAAGCAUCACGCGUCGGUCUGCGACCUCCACGUAAAGUGUGUACAAAGAAAUGUUUCUCUCUCUGUGUAUUUCCCGGUGUGUUGUGAUCAGUGGGGGAUCGGGCUCUCUGGAGUUACCUGUGUUUGUGUGUGUGCGUCGAGGGCAGGGUGGGAUAACAGUGGUGAGCUUCGCUGGUUGGUGGGGGAGUUUCAAGAAGCGAGUUGAAUUGAAGACCACUGAGGUGCUCUGAACUGUCAUUUACCAGCUGGGGGGGCAGUUGUUCGCCAUCAUUCUGGACUCCUCACACCCCUCCUGCACCCC